AUGACCUAUCCAACAAAGCAUCAGGAAAUCGUGGACAAGGACGAGAGACUGCAACAGUUAGGGCCUGAGUUUCUUCUUUUCAGCAAUUUCUUGUUUGGUUUCAGAAGCAAAGGUGGUGUGACAAGCAUGUCUUCUUGCCGAUGCACGAUCACUGAAGAACGUCACAGUCAUCAGCGACUGCCUCA
This is a messenger RNA of Ilex paraguariensis (yerba mate), 185 nucleotides long. NCBI's taxonomy places the organism in Eukaryota, Viridiplantae, Streptophyta, Magnoliopsida, Aquifoliales, Aquifoliaceae. The record is from the annotation of a GenBank genome assembly.